CAAUAAUACAAAAAUAAGUAUAUAUUUGUUGCUUGUCGUUUCUAAACACGUAAACGACAAGUAGUUUCCUUUAGAAAUAGAAUUAUCAUCAUAUCCAGAUUUCGAGGAGAAGAAGAAGAAGACGACGACGAGGGAGAAUCUCAUCAAACAUGACGGGUCAUAACGCGAUCGAGGUGACGAAGACGGUGCUGGAAGUAGCGGACGUGGCGUGGACCGCCGUGGAAACUUAUCACCACCACCAUCACCAUCAUAGCGACGACGGCGAGAAUCACGAGUCAACCGAUUCGAUCACCGAUCCACGGGAUCGAGAAUUAGAAGCACUUCGAGGAGAGAAUCGCCGUCUGAGGACUUUGCUUGAAGCGAAUCUUAAGCUCUUUGAAACUCUCGCUGAAUCCGCUGCGUUAUCACACGAUUGCCCUAAAGACCUCUAUGCAAGGAUUGUAUCAAUGGUUACUUCGAGAGAUUUCUUGGCUAGAUUAGAAAGUCUAAGACAAGCUUUAUCUAAUGGAACUCAAAACCAAUUUCCUUUCGAGAAACCCACAGAAGAUGAUGUGCAGACUGUUGAAGUUCUUAUAGAGAUUGAUCAUCAAGAACCAAGCUGGUGGGUUUUGGUCUCAGAUGAUAUGAUCCCUAGCAAUGUCGAAGAAAAAAGCGCAAUCGAUAACGAACAUUACAUUGUUGUGAAUGAGGAACAUGUUGUUGAUGCAGUUGCACACUUUUUAGCAAAAUGCAUCAUGUCAAAUCCCAAAGCUAAGAUUCUCAACCCUGAAGAGCUUCAAAAGCUUCUGGUCCAAGAAGUUAGUGCUCUAAGCAAGGUAGGGAAGAUAGUUGAUAUAUGGCAUGCUGGGAAAAUGUUCUACACGUUUUCCACCUGGGGACUUGCUUUUGGAGGGCUAUACCAAGCUCGUGGUGCGCUGAAGAUGGCUGCUAAGGGUGUUCAUAUGACUAGCAAGGUUGUUCUUAGGGCUCUGUGAAAGUUAUUAAGAGGUCUACAAUGCGAUGAAAGCAGAGAUGAUUCUCCACUAUCAUAGGGUAUGUGUUUUUAUGCGAGGGAAUGACUUUUUUUAAGAAGAAUUAAUUGCUAAGCAAUGUUUGUGUAAAUAGUGUUGUAAAAAGCGUUUAAUCACAACUGUAUUUUAAUUUGAUUUUAAUUCUACAUUUGUUCUUUGAUUAUCGUAUAUAAAUGCAUGGACAAUGUGUGAAUAUUGAACAAAGUUUGCUGUUUCUAUAGCUCAUGUCGAUAGUAUGUGUCAUAGUAUCCUACUAUCCCUGUAUCAAAAACACCUGAA
This is a messenger RNA of Thlaspi arvense, 1289 nucleotides long. NCBI's taxonomy places the organism in Eukaryota, Viridiplantae, Streptophyta, Magnoliopsida, Brassicales, Brassicaceae. The record is from the annotation of a GenBank genome assembly.